AUGUCAGAAAAUGAGAAUGUGAAAGUUUUGUUGUUGGAGGCAGGCAGUGAGCACCACUCAAAAAAUGUUCUAGAUAUUCCAGCCAUGUCUUCCGAGCACCACGGUACUUUUAUGGAUUGGAAUUAUAAGAUUGAACCUCAAAAAUAUGCCUGCAAAAGUUUUAUUAACAAUCAAAUAAAUUGGCCUCAAGGUCGUAUGUUGGGUGGCACGGAUGGAUUCAACCACAUGAUUUACAUUCGAGGUAAUCCGAGAGAUUAUGAUGAGUGGGCGUUAAAUGGGUGCAGUGGGUGGAGUUACGAAGAUGUGCUGCCCUAUUUCAUCAAAGCUGAAAACAAUAAAAACAUGUAUUACAAACAAUCUGAUUACCAUGGUAGUCAGGGACCCUUGUCAGUCUCUGACAUGUCAUCAACUCUGCUCUCAGAAAAGUUUAUAAUGGCUGCAAAAGAGAUGAAAUAUGAUAGAUUGGAUGUCAAUGGACCAAAACAACUAGGAGUCAGUUUAAUUCAGGGUUUGACAUCUUGGGGUAAAAGAGAAGGAGUGUUGAAUGCCUACUUAUACCCAUCUAUGAACAGGGACAAUUUGCAUGUUGCUACGCAUGCCUAUGUCAGAAAGGUUUUAUUUAAAGGCAAUCAAGCUGUAGGUAUUGAAUUAUUUUGGAAUAAAACCAUCAGGCAAGUAAGAGCCAUCAAAGAAGUAAUAUUGAGUGCCGGAGUUAUUGGUUCACCACAUAUACUCAUGCUUUCAGGAAUUGGUCCUCAAAAACAUCUCAAGAAAUUUGAUAUUCCAGUCAUCAUGGAUUUGCCAGUUGGAAGGAACCUACAGGAUCAUGUGACUGUCCUCGGUUUAGAGUUCACCAUCAAGAACAAGAUAGCCACCACUGACAAAAAAACAAAAUCUCUUUCUGUACUUUUUGAUUACCUUAUUUUUGGGAAAGGUGUUCUAACAACAUCGGGUUAUGAAGCCACUGGAUUCUUCACAAGUGCCAUUCAACCUUCCAACAUUACAUAUCCCUUCAUACAAGUUCAUCUUUUCAACUCAAUGUUAGGCACUGUUAUGUCUGAAGAGAGGCUGACUGCGAUAAAAAGCAGAUUAAACAUGAACAAUAAGGUGUUCACCAGUUUAUUUGGUGACAUGAUGUACAAUGAAGGUUUCACUCUCUACCCCAUUCUUCUUCACCCAAGAAGUCGAGGCUCAGUAACUCUCAACUCUUCCAAUCCUUAUGACAAACCAAUAAUUGACCCAAACUAUUUGUCAGAAGAUCAAGAUGUUCAAAUUCUUUUAGAAGGCAUUAGAUUAUCUGAAAGAAUAGUGUCAACAAAGGAAAUGAAAACGAUAGGUGCAGAAAGAUCAUCGAGAAGGCAUCCAUUUUGUGAACAGCACGAAGAUGGAAGUGACGAAUACUGGAGUUGUUUCAUUCGACACAACACAAUGUCCAUGCAUCACGGAGUUGGAACAUGUAAGAUGGGUGCUGCUGGAGAUAUCGGUGCUGUCGUUGAUGAUCAGUUGAGAGUCAGAGGUGUGAAAAAGUUAAGAGUUGUUGAUGCCUCUGUCAUCCCGAAUAUCAUAUCAGGAGAUAUCAAUGCAGCUGUAAUAAUGAUAGCAGAAAAAGCAGCGGACCUCAUCCUCAAUCGCAAAACUGUUAAGAAGUUUGGAGAGAAGGAAACACAUGAUGAGUGGCACGAGAGGAUUCAUAAGAAAGAUGAAUUGUGA
Messenger RNA from Helobdella robusta, 1710 nucleotides. RefSeq lists its product as hypothetical. The transcript is spliced from 11 exons. Gene Ontology annotation, molecular function: oxidoreductase activity, acting on CH-OH group of donors; flavin adenine dinucleotide binding. Lineage: Eukaryota; Metazoa; Annelida; Clitellata; Rhynchobdellida; Glossiphoniidae. Bases 1 to 1710 code for a protein of 569 amino acids. The record is from RefSeq and is a predicted model, not a curated record.